GACCAGGCGCCCCGGAGCCGCCGCCGGCUGGGCGGCCGCGGAGCAGGUGGAGGCUGGCAGCGGCCCGGCUGCCAUGGCUCGGCCUCCGGGUGGAGAGCACCAGGUCCCACCUCUCCCCUCCUGGCCUGCCCGCCAUGCCUGCCAGACCUUUGCCUUUGCAGGGGCUCCCGCCUGACCAGCCUCUCCUCCUCGUUUGCUAGGGAUCUGGGGGCUGAGCCGUCUGGGGUCCUGGGCCAAUGCAGUGCCGGCCCCUCCGGGGCCUGGCGGGAGCCCUCCUCACCCUUCUGUGCAUGGGGCUCCUGUCCCUACGGUACCAUUCCAGCCUGUCCUCGCAGGGGGUGCGGGAGACCCCCAGGCUGAGCCCGCCAAGCCCUCGGCCCCCUUCUGAGCUGCAGCUGCACGAUGUUUUCAUCGCCGUCAAGACAACGCGGGCCUUCCACCGCUCCCGCCUGGAGCUGCUGCUCGACACGUGGGUCUCCAGGAUCAGGGAACAGACUUUCAUCUUCACCGACAGCCUGGAUAAAGGCCUCCGGGAAAGACUGGGGUCCCACCUCGUGGUCACCAACUGCUCCGCAGAGCACAGCCACCCAGCCCUGUCCUGCAAGAUGGCUGCUGAGUUUGAUGCCUUCUUGGCCAGCGGGCUGAGGUGGUUCUGCCACGUGGACGACGACAACUACCUGAACCCGAAGGCGCUGCUGAAGCUGCUAAAAGCCUUCCCGCACACCAGGGAUGUCUACGUGGGCCGGCCCAGCCUGAACCGGCCUAUCCACGCCUCUGAGCCGCAGCCGCGCAACCGCACGAGGCUGGUACAGUUCUGGUUCGCCACUGGAGGCGCCGGCUUCUGCAUCAACCGCAAACUGGCUUUGAAGAUGGCCCCGUGGGCCAGUGGCCCCCGCUUCGUGGACACAUCUGCCCUCAUCCGGCUGCCUGACGACUGUACCGUGGGCUACAUCGUCGAAUGCAAGCUGGGGGGCCACCUGCAGCCCAGCCCCCUCUUCCACUCCCACCUGGAGACCCUGCAGCUGCUGGGGGCUGCCCAGCUCCCGGAGCAGGUCACCCUCAGCUAUGGCGUCUUUGAGGGGAAACUCAACGUCAUUAAGCUCCAUGGCCCCUUCUCCCCUGAGGAGGACCCCUCCAGGUUUCGCUCCCUCCACUGUCUCCUCUACCCGGAAACUCCCUGGUGCCCACAGCUGGUGGCCCGAUGAACCCUGAUCCGCUGGGUGAAGGUUGAGCAGAGGCAUCUGGUUGUCCUUUGUCGCCCAGGCAGCCUGUCUGUGGCAGGUCCUUUGGGGUGGAUGCUCCCUGGCAGGGCCCCUGAGUGGUGGGCAAGCCCAGGAUUGGAUGGUGGCUGGUGGGGAACGCGUCCCAAGCCCUCAGGAGGUGGCUCGGAACAGCCCAGGGCCAGGUGCACCGGGUGAGGGCCAGGGAGGCCUCAGGGGCUGGGCGGAAUUCAACAAGGGUGGGGGUUCUUGAGCUGCUCAGGCUCAGGAGUCCUAACCUUCCAGAGAAUUACAUGGGCUUCUGGGUGUGGUCCUAGUCCCUGCCCUCAGCUCUGGUCUCUCGGGUUAAGCACUGGGCCCCCCACUCCUGGCUUCCUUGGCUGGAUCCCAUCCACUGAGGGAUCCCACCGAGGGGUCAGUUGGAAUAAUGGCAGAAUCCAGGGUCUGCGGCUGACCAGUCUCCAGUCCCUGCUCCCGGUCUGAUUUUGUGGGGAGCAUCAGCAUGCCCAGUCCUAGAUGAUGGAGCAGAAUGGGUCCCAGCCAAUCACGAUAGUCCUUUUGCUCACUUUCCCAGCUUCCCUUGCUCUCAGGGGCUACCACAUGGCCCAGCUCUGGCCAGAGGCAGAGCUCUAUCUGUUAGUGUGAACUAAGCAAAGCCAACAGAGAGGCUUCUUGGGAAGCUCUUGCAGCCCCACACCCUAUCUUCCCUCUGUGUCUGGAUCUAGGGCAGCCACCUUGCUCCCAUGAAGUCAAGGUCAAGACAGUCAUCCAUGGCUGUCCUUUCCAACCUCUGGUUCUGUAAGAAUAUUAAACCCUUAUUUGUUUAA
Messenger RNA from Phacochoerus africanus (Common warthog), 2047 nucleotides. It is a transcript of the gene MFNG, whose product is annotated as MFNG O-fucosylpeptide 3-beta-N-acetylglucosaminyltransferase. Gene Ontology annotation, cellular component: Golgi membrane. The transcript has 8 exons. The record is from RefSeq and is a predicted model, not a curated record. Gene Ontology annotation, biological process: regulation of Notch signaling pathway; pattern specification process. NCBI's taxonomy places the organism in Eukaryota, Metazoa, Chordata, Mammalia, Artiodactyla, Suidae. Gene Ontology annotation, molecular function: O-fucosylpeptide 3-beta-N-acetylglucosaminyltransferase activity. Bases 237 to 1205 code for a protein of 322 amino acids.